Salvelinus fontinalis (brook trout) is the source of this 4007-nucleotide messenger RNA. RefSeq names its product gamma-glutamyl hydrolase (gene gghl). Gene Ontology annotation, cellular component: vacuole. The transcript has 10 exons. Lineage: Eukaryota; Metazoa; Chordata; Actinopteri; Salmoniformes; Salmonidae. Gene Ontology annotation, biological process: protein dephosphorylation; tetrahydrofolylpolyglutamate metabolic process. The coding region runs from base 2347 to 3585 and encodes 412 amino acids. Gene Ontology annotation, molecular function: gamma-glutamyl-peptidase activity; protein tyrosine/serine/threonine phosphatase activity. The record is from RefSeq and is a predicted model, not a curated record.
ACCAGUCAAAAGUUUGGACACACCUACUCAUUCCAGGUUUUUCUUUAUUUUUAAUAUUUUAUACAUUGUAGAAUAAUAGUGUAGACUUAAACUAUGAAGUAACCAAAAACUGUUAACCAAAUCAAAGUCUAUUUUAUAUUAGAUUCUUCAAAGUAGCCACCCUUUGCAGAGUGGUGCAGCGGUCUAAGGCACUGCAUCUCAGUACUAGAGGUGUCACUACAGGCCCUGGUUCGAUUCUGGGCUGUAUCACAACCGUCUGGGAUUGGGAGUCCCAUAGGGUGGCGCACAAUUGGCCCAGCGUUGUUAGGGUUUGGCUGGGGAAAGCCGUCAUUGUAAAUAAGAAUUUGUUCUUAACUGACUUGCCUAGUUAAAUAAAAAAUGACAGUGUUGCACACUUGGUGCUCUCUCAACCAGCUUCACCUUGAAUGCAUUUCAAUUAACAGGUGUGCCUUCUUAAAAGGUAAUUUGUGGAAUUUCAUUCCUUCUGAAUGCGUUUGAGCCAAUCAGUUGUGUUCUGACAAAGUAGGGGGGUAUACAGAAGAUAGCACUAUUUGGUAAAAGACCAAGUCCAUAUUAUGGCAGGAACAGCUCAAAUAAGCAAAGCGAAAUGACAGUCCAUCAUUACUUUAAGACAUGAAGUUCAGUCAAUCCGGAAAUGUUUUAUAACUUUGAAAGUUUCUUCAAGUGCAGUCGCAAAAACCAUCAAGCGCCAUGAUGAAACUGGCUCUCAUGAGGACCACCACAGGAAAGGAAGACCAAGAGUUACCUCUGCUGCAGAGGAUAAGUUCAUUAGAGUUAACUGCACCUCAGAUUGCUGCCCAAAUAAGUUAAACAGACACAUCUUAACACCAACCGUUCAGAGUAGACUUUGUGAAUCAGGCCUUCAUGGGGAAAUUGCUGCAAAGAAACCACUACUAAAGGACCAAUAAGAAGAGACUUGCUUGGGCCAAGAAACACAAGCAAUGGUCAUUAGACCGGUGGAAAUCUGUCCUUUGGUGUGAUGAGUCCAAAUUUGAGAAUUUUGGUUCCAACCACCGUGUCUUUGUGAGAAGUAGAGUAGGUGAACAGAUGAUCUCUGCAUGUGUGGUUCCCACCGUGAAGCACAGAGGAGGUGGUGUGAUGGCGCUUUGAAUUAACUUAUAAUUCAAGUCACACUUAACCAGCAUAGCUACCACAGCAUAAUGCAACGAUACACCAUCCCAUCUGGUUUGCACUUAGUGGGACUAUCAUUUGUUUAUCAACAGGACAAUGACCCAACAUACCUCCAGGCUGUGUAAGGGCUAUUUGACCAAGAAGGAGAGUGAUGGAGUGCUACAUCAGAUGACCUGGCCUCCACAAUCACCCGACCUCAACUCAAUUGAGAUGGUUUGAGAUGAGUUGGACCGCAGCGUGAAGGAAAAGCAGCCAACAAGUGCUUAGCAUAUGUGGGAGCUCCUUCAAGACUGUUGGAAAAGCAUUCCUCAUGAAGCUGGUUGAGAGAAUGCCAAGAGUGUGCAAAGCUGUCAUCAAAUCAAAGGGUGGCUGCUUUUGAAGAAUCUAAAAUAUAUAUUGAUUGGUUUAACACUUUUUUGGUUACUACAUGAUUCCAUAUGUGUUAUUUCAUAGUUUUGAUGUCUUCACUAUUAUUCUACAAUGUAGAAAAUAGUACAAAUAAAGAAAAACCCUGGAAUGAGUAGGUGUGUCCAAACCUUUGACUGGUACUGUAUUUUCUCUAUUGAUUUCAUUUAUUCUGUGAUUCAUUCUGUGAAUAGUUUACCUCCCUAAAGAAACUCUGUCUCAGAAUGACUAGCCAUGAGAAAAAUGAAAUGAAUGUAUUUUGGUGAAGUUGAGACGGCCACACAUACACCCUUGCCUGCCAACUAGCGUUCAGAUCUUUAAAUAGGUAGCUAUUUUGAUGCGAAAGCAAAACACAGUCUCUCCGAGCCUUGUGGAACACGCAUUGAAUUUGAUUUGUGGAACAGGGCAUCAGAUGGCUCUGAAGACUCCCAGGAGCGAGCAACUCUGAAGCAAAGCACUGGAAUAAAACCUACACCUGUUCAUCUCUCUAGGAUUCCUGUGAAACAAGCCUACAAUCAUUACUUUUGCUGCUCUAGAAAGAAGUAUGGAGAUGUAGUCUGUCUCCCUUGCAUGGUGAUAGAAAAUAUCCUUUAUACAGUAGGGCUCAUUUACACUGUUUUUUUCCAAGGACCGGUUCCAGCAAAACGCAGCAGCUGCAACAUAUAUAUUGUUUAAUUAUCUUCAUUCUCAGACUGGGCUUCAAACCACUUUGAAGAAAAACUGGAUUUGUAUGUAACCUGCAGAGGUAUUCUAUCAGAGCUUUAUCAGAUAUUUUAAAAGCAGAACAAAAUGUCUUUUACCUCCAAACUCCCCCCGUCCUGGAACGACAGACCCCCUCCUCGUAAGGUAGAGAUUGACCUGACAUCACCGGGGCUGGCUGUGUUUGAGCUGGAACGACUCCUGUUCACUGGGAAAGCCAUCAACAGCCAUGCAGACGAAGUGUGGCCCAGACUUUACAUUGGAGACCAGGACAGUGCUACGAAUGUCCGCCAGUUGGCCAACCAUCAUGUCACCCACGUCUUGAAUGCAAACCACAGUAAACGGCGAGACGGUGCAGAGACUUACCUGGGAAUGAACAUCAAGUACUUUGGCAUCGAGGCGCAUGACUCCUGUAACUUUGACAUGAGUGUCAACUUCCAGACUGCCGCAGACUUCAUUCACAGGGCCCUCAGUGGAGGAGGAAUUUUAACUCAAGAAGUAGAAGAUGAUGUGAUGAAGCCGUUUGGAAGGACCUACAUCCCUGCUUCCUAUGUAAAGUAUAUAGAGUCAGCGGGAAGUAGAGUGGUACCUAUCAGGUUGACUCAGAGUACUGCCGCGUAUGAGAACAUUUUCAAGUCGAUUAAUGGCCUGCUGCUCAUCGGAGGUUCGUCAGAUCUCGAGACGUCAGACUUUGCAAAGGUGGCAGGGAUCUUCUUCAGGCUUGCACUCAUGGCCAAUGAUGCUGGAGACUCCUUCCCUAUCUGGGGCACAUGUCUGGGGAUGCAACUGCUGACUUGUCUGGUGGCUGGAGAGAACCUGCUGACCAAAACCACAGCUGAGAACAUGGCCCUUCCCCUGAACCUCACCAAAGAGGCCCAUUCCAGUCAAAUGUUCCAGGGGUUCCCCAGUGAUGUCAUGAAGGCAUUAUCCCAGGAAGCUUUGACAGGGAAUUUUCACCAAUAUGGAGUGACCAUGAAGACAUUCAAGGAAAAUGAGAAGUUACAAAGUUUCUUCUCCAUCUUGUCCACGAACACAGCUGAGAAUGGUGCCAUCUUUGUCUCAACCAUGGAAGGGAGGACCUACCCCUUUUAUGGGGUCCAGUGGCAUCCUGAGGUGAACCGUUUCCAGUGGGACCCCAAACUCAACUUCCCACACUCCUCAGACGCUGUACGCGUUGCCUCCCUACUGGCUGAGUUCUUUGUCAAUGAAGGGAGGAGAAGUUUGCAUCACUUCGACCAGCCUGAGGAAGAGGCCGAGUCACUCAUAUACAACUACACACCAACCUAUGCUGGCAACUUCACUGGAUACGAGCAGAUCUACUUCUUCUGAGAUGUUGAAGUUCUGCCCUCACAACUCUAUAAUUCAUCCCUGAUGUUAUUAUGGGAUGUUAUGAGAAGUUUGCCAUGGGCACUAAUUGUUAGCUGUGACAUGUGACAUGUUCUGAAACUUCAUAUACAGACUUUUAGAAAUGUCGAGUGAUCAUUGCAGUUAAAAUGUUUUAUUAUAUGUAUAAUUGAACCACAUGAAAUGAUGAUUUUCCUGUAGGCUAAAUAAACCCCUUUAGGCCUAGUCACUGUAUGGUGGUUUAGUAGCUAGCCUACUUUGGCAUGAGAUUGAUGUUGGGCGUAAAUUCUUAUUGUUGAAAUGAAUUCAACCUUCUGGCCCAAUCUACACUGAACAAAAUAUAAACGCAACAUGUAAAGUGUUGGGCCCAUAUUUCAUGAGCUGAAAUAAAAUAUCCCAGAAAUGUC